Sycon ciliatum is the source of this 2646-nucleotide messenger RNA. RefSeq names its product equilibrative nucleoside transporter 3-like. Bases 709 to 2148 code for a protein of 479 amino acids. Gene Ontology annotation, biological process: nucleoside transmembrane transport. NCBI's taxonomy places the organism in Eukaryota, Metazoa, Porifera, Calcarea, Leucosolenida, Sycettidae. Gene Ontology annotation, cellular component: plasma membrane. Gene Ontology annotation, molecular function: nucleoside transmembrane transporter activity. The transcript has a single exon. The record is from RefSeq and is a predicted model, not a curated record.
AGCGUCCACAGUCAGCAGAUAUCCGCACAGCUACUACUACUAGCGCCAGCUAUGUGCCAUGACGACAUUUACCCUGUGACGGAAAUAAUGCUAGCAGUGGUGCUUGAAGUUGAAGUCAUUGGUGCAGGUAAGAAACUACCAGUACAGUCGAGGUCUUCUUGUCUAGUCUGGGAUUGCUUACGAGAAGUAGCAUCGACUUGCCGAGCGACUCUCAAGACAACCCAGGCGGUGGCCUUUCUGUGAUUUUAGAGCCGUGGCAGAACUCAUUAGCAUCGAGCAAUCGACUACGGAUUCGUCACUAGGAAGAGGAGCGUCGCACCUUUUCCUGAUUUGAAGAUCCGUUCGUCCAUCUGCCUACUUCAACUUGGUGCAAGGCAAGCGAUUCGCGGUUUCAUUCAAGCGCCGUGUCCGCGACCUGGACUGGAACGAUUCGGCCACACACUGGCUAGUGAAGGUGAGGAUGCUGAGACAGACAGGGACCUGAGUGACACAGUGACUUUGGUGGCUCCUCACUGAUUACGCUGCUACGCGAGCCCUGCCGAGUCUUCCUAGAGCUGUUUGGUCAGCUCGUCGCUCUCCGAGGCCAGUGGACGUGUCCGAAGCAACGUUCACGGAUUCAGUCCCACCCGUGCCCCUACCCCGCUGGUCACAUACUCCAGCGUGUUGUACAAAAUAAUAUCAUCCAGUGCAUCCCACGGCCAUUGAAAAAUGAAUGACGACAGGCCGAAUAACGACAGGCCCCUGAGGAGGAUUGACGAAUCCACCCCACUUGUCAACCCAGCUGGUCCGCCCAAGGAUUGGUUCUGGGCAACCUACUGGAUUCUGUAUGUCUUCGGCAUCGUCUCUCUGCUGCCAUGGUACACAUUUCCUGUGGCCGAUCAGUACUUUCGCCUGCAGCUCUACUCUGAAAAAUACCUUGCUAAGCACAUCGUCAACUACAUCGCAAUUGCAUCCCAAGUGCCGGCAGCAUUAAUCCUAUUCCUCAACACUUACAUCAUUGAAAAGGUUUCAGAGAAGACUCGCAUCCUGGCCUCGCUGGCUGUCAUCUUCCUCAUGUUUGGCUUCAACGUUGUGUUGGCGUGGGUGGAUGUAGACGAUUGGCAGCUCACCUUCUUUAUCCUCACAAUCAUUAGCGUUGUCAUCAUCAACUCGGCGUCGUGCAUUUUCCAGGGUGGUGUCUUCGCGCUGGCCAGCAGAUUUCCGAUAGCGUACCGUCAGAGCGUGGUCAGUGGCCAGGGCUUCGGUGGUCUGCUCGCAGCCGGAUCUAAUGUUCUAUCGCUGUUGGGUGCAGGUGGCGUGGGCCAUUUGAACAAGACUGAUCUGCAGAGGAGCGCAAUUGCCUAUUUCCUAACUUCGGUGAUCAUGACUUCUAUCACGGCUGCCGGCUUUCUCACCCUGGAGAAGCUGGAGUUUGCAAACUACUUUCCCACACGAGUGUUACAGCGGCGACUGAGAAGGAAGUCGUGGAGGGCGUUCAUGUCGGAUAUGCGUCGUAUCCUGAAAAAGAUGGGAGCCAUGGCUCUGUCGACGUUCCUGGUGUUCUUGGUGAGUCUGAGUCUCUUUCCGGGAUUGGUUGCAAGAAUUCACUCAGUGCAGGAAGGCCCGUCCACGUGCAACUUGACUACGAACACCUCUACCGACGGCAAUAUGCCGUUCGAGGACGGCGAUGUCACAAGCUAUGAAAACGUGACGUUGGCUAGUGACAUCGACAAGGCAUGGGUCUGCUCCUACUUUCAGCCUAUCACCUGCUUUCUGCUCUUUCAAAUCAUGAACUUCAUUGGUCGCACUCUACCCGGCCGGGUGCGGUUCCCAAGCCAUCGGUUCCUACUGGUUCCGAUCAUGGCACGGCUCACAUUACCAGGUCUGUAUGUUUUCUGCAAAUACAGCGUCCACCAUCGACCGAUUUUCAACUCGGAUAUUGCUCCCAUUGUUCUCGUGAUAGUCCUAGGCUUUACCAACGGCUACUGCAAUUCGCUGGCUUUCAUGUACGCACCCACUCUGGUUGGUGAUGAUGAUAUGGAGACAGCCGGUGCCAUCAUGGCCGCGUCUGAAGGCAUUUCAUCUCUGCUCGGCGUUCUGUUCUGCCUGCUGCUGACGGACAUCUACACUGGCGCGGUGCAGGACCGCAUGCCCCUGAUCAUGAACUGAUGUCGCGCAGCUUAGAGAACACGGCUGAGCUCAGCGGCUUCUUGCUAUGCCACAAACUGCUUGACGGCUGGAUUUCGCACUUUUACUGUAAUUAAUUUAAAAUGAUCUUGAAAACAUCCCUGCCGAUUUAUUACGAGCAUAACACCGGUCACUUCGUGUUAUACAUUCCUGAGUACCACAGCCUUUUGAGCACUAUCAAUAGGAUAAUUGUAAUGUAAGCUAAAAAAAUGUGUCUGGACCAAACGCCUUCAUAUGCAUACUAAGGAAUAAUCAAGCAACUUCUCUUGUGGGCAAUACGAAAACAAUUUUUAUAAUGAUUAUUCUCCAUAGUAAAUCAGUAAUUUACCUGUCUGGUACAGGGCAUCUGUUGCAGAAUAGUACAUGUAGUGCGGAUUAAACCUGCUUAUCUUUUAUUGCUGGAGUACUGGCUAUGUUGCGUUUGCUUCAAUUUCCGGUCUGCAUCAUGUUACGGCUGACAUACAAAACUGUGUGCCUGGG